AUGAGUCAUAACAAUAUCCGCCAAACAAUGCCACAAAGUAGCAACCCAUUUUCGUUGCUCGAUGUCGACGACGCCCCGGGCUCUGCGAACUACCCGUCAACCGAGGCACGCAAGGUCAUGAGCGACGAAGAACAGAGAAGCGACGGUGGCCCCGUCGUAGCUUCUUGGGCGGGAUAUGUAGCGAACGGCCGCAUGACCCGGACGCUUAACCAACUCUGGAUCGAGUCCGGAGAGUCCGUGUCUGCUUUCUUGGAGCGUAUCUUCGAAGUAGAAUACGUGGGACUGGAGCUGAAAGCGUUCGAGGGCCUUCCUGCUUGGGCUGUCCCGCUUCCCGAGGACUUCGAUGAGGAGAAACAUAUUGGCUGGGCAACCCACAAGUAUGUCCUGGAGAGGCGACUUCACAUCUGCAUUGAAAUCGAUCCAUCACCCAAGCAGGCCUGGCUCAAGCCCUUUCUGGACCCAACGAUGGAGAAUUGGAUCCGCGACUCGAGGAAGCGUCUCUACGGCGUCAACAAACUCUGGGAGGCGUACGAUUUCCUCUGCCACUGGGCUCUGGACAUAGCCCGGACCAGGAUAAUGUGUCCCGUCCUCUACGCUCUGGACAACUACACCCAGGACAGCAUCCGCAAUCUUCGCCUCGGAGAUUCGAUCAAGAAGAAUAAAGACAAGGGCGAGGAGAUUGCGACUACUGGUGUUCGAUCCGCACUCAAGGAAGACGCGCCAGACGACAACAAAUAUGAAGAUAGUAAUAGUGGAUUCCGCAGAAUACCAGCCCCGGCCUACCUGGGCCAUACCUUCUCCAUCUCCAUCUCCGUCUGCAUCCUCAUCCAUCUCCACGCCCCGCCCACAAUUCGCCUUCACCCGUCGACGUCCCGAGAACACCGAGCGCGAACCUACUCCCCCCAAUCCCAGACCCAACUUACCCCUAUUCCCGUUUCAGAUUCCAUUCUCGCUCUCGCUCCCGCUCUCCAGCCAAUUAUUCCCCCGAGCCCGAAGAGCCCCGAAGACGCCAUCGCGCAAAUGGCCGAAGCCACGCGCGCCGGCGUCCGAGCCGACUCCUUCAAAGCGUGGUCGCACUUUUUCUCGACGCAGCUCGCGCUGCAGUACAACCACCCCCUAACCCCCGAUUCCGAUUACAAUUUCGGUUCCGGUUCCGGCUGGCCCUCGUCCAUCGACGAGACGUUCCGGCUGUUUCUGCGCGAGCUGUGCGAGCGGUUCCAGGGGACGCACGACACCAACACCGACGCCGACACCGACGCCGCGGAGCUGCGGGAGUGGGUGCGCGGCACGAGCCGGUGGGUCGAGGCGUACAAGGCCGAGGGGGAGGAGCGGGCUCGCGUGGAUGAGUUGCUGCGGAGGGCUUUGGACGGUCGGGGGCAGGAGUGA
Messenger RNA from Daldinia caldariorum, 1386 nucleotides. RefSeq lists its product as uncharacterized. Bases 1 to 1386 code for a protein of 461 amino acids. NCBI's taxonomy places the organism in Eukaryota, Fungi, Ascomycota, Sordariomycetes, Xylariales, Hypoxylaceae. The transcript is spliced from 5 exons. The record is from RefSeq and is a predicted model, not a curated record.